Messenger RNA from Chaetomium fimeti, 3339 nucleotides. Its product is annotated as autophagy protein Apg9-domain-containing protein. Gene Ontology annotation, biological process: autophagy of mitochondrion; protein localization to phagophore assembly site; nucleophagy. The record is from RefSeq and is a predicted model, not a curated record. NCBI's taxonomy places the organism in Eukaryota, Fungi, Ascomycota, Sordariomycetes, Sordariales, Chaetomiaceae. The transcript is spliced from 3 exons. Gene Ontology annotation, cellular component: phagophore assembly site; autophagosome. Bases 328 to 3036 code for a protein of 902 amino acids.
CUGAACCAGACACUGGGUAGGCAGCCAAGACCAGCUGCCAGCAGCCUUAGAUGCACCCUUCUUUCAACGAACAGCCCGCCUAAGGGCAGCACCUCCUGACCAAAACUAUCAACGCCUUUGCCCGGUGCCAUUUCGAAUCCCCCGUAACUAAAAGUCUUCUUCGUCCCAACAGGAUCGAUUAGCUGGUCGAAACCCCCCGACAUCCAACCAUCACCCUUGAGAGCGGCCGAUCAGUCUUCCGACCAAGACCAAACAUUCGUCAUUAUCACAUCCUCUUCGAUGCCGCCGAACGCCGCAAGCGGAGCCGUACCUUGAGGCUAGCCCGUUAUGACGUCCAACCCUUUUUCGAAGCCCACGUCAACAAGGCAGGGCCGGUCAUUUUAUCAGGACCUUCGAGACCAGGAAGGGGACACGGAAGCCCGGGCGGGUCUAUUAGACGAGGAAAACUUGAGCCAUGACUUCCAUGAUUACGAUCUAGAGAACGCCGAAGGUCUCGGGGUUGAAGAUAGCCGCACCACUGCGGGUGGGGUCUCCAGCCCAACCCCAAGAAGCCGCGGUCAACCAGACAGUCGACUACGCAGGGAUGAGCGGUCUGCAUGGGUAUCGCAAGAAGAUGAAGGGGACAAUGACGUUCCGGCCUCGCUGCUGGUGGAGUGCGAAGAAGUGGGCUUGGACGCCCGACAGUCGAAAAAGAAGAGAGGGAAGCAGCCGGCCCCUGUCCCAGGGCCAUCAAGUGCUCGCACCCAAGGGGAGACGAUCCAGGCACAGCAGCGACUCCACGACGAUGGUGUUUUUGGGCCACCACGGCGAGACAACCAUCUACCAACGUCGGUGUUUGCCGGGAUGGUGUCGGGGAACGCCAAGAAGAAGGCUGAGUGGAGAUGGGCUAACGUCUCAAAUCUCGACAACUUCAUCAAGGAAGUCUACGAUUACUAUGUCGGCAAUGGCAUGUGGUGUAUCUUGGUAGAACGGGGCCUGCAUCUUGUCAAUGUUGCCUUCAUCGCUUUCUAUCUGACAUUUCUCUCUCAGUGCCUGGACUACAGCAAGUUUCACAGUAGCCAGAGGCUUUCCCAGGUACUCGUGCCCCAGUGCACCAAGAACAUGUCUGGCGUUUGGAGCUUCGGCCUGUGGAUGUUUGCCUUCUACUUCAUUUGGAAGUCGAUCCAAUACCUCUUAGAUCUCGGGCGGCUACGCAACAUCCGCGAGUUCUACCUCCACCUCCUCAACAUCCCCGACCAAGACAUGCAAACAAUUACGUGGCAGGAGGUAGUGGCCCGUAUUAUGGCACUACGGGACCACAACCCCAAGACAGCAACGACAUUGACAGCAACCCAGCGACAGUGGCUUGGCAGCCAGUCCAAGGAGAGGCUCGACGCAUCGGACAUUGCCAAUCGCCUCAUGAGACGAGAAAAUUAUUUGAUUGCGUUGAUCAACAAGGAUGUCCUAAAUCUGACGAUCCCUGUGCCCUUUCUACACAAUCGGCAGUUCUUCUCUCGCACCAUGGAGUGGCUCCUCAUGUUCAGUAUCGUUGACUUUGUUUUCGACGAGAAAAGUCAAGUCAACCAGGAUUUUAUCCGCUCAGAGCGCCGAGCCGAACUCAGCUCGAAGCUUCGCGGUCGAUUCCUGUUUACCGGGACCAUGGUCCUCUUCCUCUCGCCCUUCUUGGCCACCUACCUUCUUGUCGUCUACUUUCUCAUGUAUUUCCAUGAAUUCCACAAGACCCCGUCUGCCUUAGCAGCACGAACAUACACGCCCCUCGCCGAGUGGAAAUUUCGAGAGUUCAAUGAACUACCUCACUUAUUCCGGAAACGGCUCGGCAUGUCCCAUCCAUUUGCGAGUCACUACAUCGAUCAGUUCCCCAAAGCCAAGACGGAGAUGGUCGCCUGGACCGUGGCUUUCAUUUCGGGUUCUCUCGCUACCGUGCUCGGGCUUGCCUCCAUCAUCGACUCCGAGUUGUUCAUGCACUUUGAAAUCACGCCUGACAAGAACGUUGUCUUCUACGCGGCCGUGUUCGGAGCUAUUUGGGCAGCCGCUCGGGGCAGCACAUCGGAAGAGAAUUCGGUUUUCGAUCCCGAGUUCGCUAUGCGGAACGUCAUUCAAUAUACUCAUUAUGAGCCGGACCACUGGAAGGACAGGCUCCAUAGCUUUGACAUCAAGCAGGAGUUCUCUGAGCUCUACAAGCCCAAAGUGGUCAUUUUCUUCGAGGAGAUCUUGAGCAUCCUCAGCAUCCCCUAUGUUUUGUUGUUUAGCCUCCCUAGGUCCAGCGACCACAUAAUUGACUUCUUCCGGGAGUUUACCAUUCACGUUGACGGGCUCGGUUACGUCUGCACCUUCGCUGAAUUCGACUUCAAGAAGGGGGUCGGUAAAGGAAAGGGCAGCAAAGACGGCAGGGACGCGGACGUCCGAGACGAUUACUACUCAACGAAGCACGGGAAGAUGGAGGCUUCUUACUAUGGUUUCAUGGGCAACUACGGCAACUUCGCCCUUAACCCACGGACGGGGGCGGCAUCGCAUCUCCCGCCGGGGGCUCGGAAUCAGUUCCAUCCGCCGCCAGCGUGGCCUAGUAUAAACUCGCCGCCGCCUGCAACCGAUCUCCAAACCUCAAAGAUGGGCCGGGAACGGACAAGGGGUGGAGGUUCAAGCAGGGAAGCGCGGUACGGCGCUGCCAUGCCACAGCCAUCACCCAUGGCGUCCAUCUUACUUGAUCCACACCACCAUCCACCGAAUACGCUCCCUUCCGGCAGAAGUAUACACACGCCUCGCCAUCAACGUGGUGGGGGCCACCAGGGCAUCAUCGAAGAAGCUUUCGAGGACGAUGGCGAGGUCAGUGAUGCUGGGAGGCAACGUGAUUAUGAGGAAGCAUACGAAAGCGGGGGUGCUCUCGACGAAUCGGCGUGGCAGACAUCACCCACCCGAACGCUCAGUAGGGAGAACAGCGCCGCGGAAGCUAGCCGACCACCAGAAGCCGGGGUUGUUCACAUGAUUUAUCAGUUCAACCAAGCGCAACUAAAUCGCAGGCCGGGAGGAGUGCGAUGAGUAAGCCAUGGCGGCGUGACGCAUUACAGACGGGAGUUAUGAGCUUAUUGACACUGAAUACGUAUUCGUACUUGCGCCUUUUUUCAAAGUGAAGCGGGCCGCACCGGCCAAGUGGUGAACGGAACCGGCGCUGCGAGCCUUCCCGGAAACAUGACGCCUCCAUCCGUCUCAGCCUCCCUCCUCCCUGCCGCGUGGUCCUGUGGGACUUGCUGGUCCCCGCCACGAAGAAAGAGGUUGUCAGCUUGGCAACACGGCUUUGCCGGCCUUUGGGAAGACAAUGACACCUAUUUGGUACACAAUUCA